UAAAAACCUCGAUUACGCUAAAGAUUAUGAAGUCUAUUCGAACACGAUGGAGAGAUUUCUGUGCUCUUUAGUCGUGCUAGUGACGUGCUCCAGUGCUUUAAAAUUGCCCCCCUCGUUCCAACAAUGCGAUCGACGAACCAGCGAUUUCCACGAUUGUUUGUCGAAUGCGGUUAAAGACGCAAUUCAGCAGCUGAAAGAACCUCUACCCGAGUAUGGUUUACCCAAAUUGGAGCCUUUUGAGGCUCCGAAAGAGGCUAUUGUCGAAUACGGAGACGAGACGACUGGCAUUCGCCAGAAAUACUCCAACAUGAAAAUUGGGGGCUACACAAAAAUCGAAAACACGAGCGCAAGUUGUAGUCGAGGAAAAAUUUUCGAUCUAAAUAUUACUUUCACGGAGCUUCACUUCGAAUCCGACUAUGAAGCCCACGGCAGGUUUAUUCUUUUCCCAAUUGACGUGUCCACCACAGUUACGAUGUUAAUUGCGAGACCCACGUUCCGGAUUCAUUUUGAUUUGGAAGAUUAUAAGAAAAUUGGCUUGAGACAUUUUAGAGUGACGGAUGGUACUCUUGAUAUAGACGCCGAGAAAAUGACGUUCGAUUAUAAAAAUGUCUUUAAAGAGGAAUCUCUAACUAAGAAAUUUAACGACGGGAUGGAUGAAAACUGGCAGAACAUUUUAGAUUAUCUCCUGACGGCGUUUCCAAAAUUCUGGGUUUCGUUGUACAUUCGUAUUUUUAAUAAUUUGUUGGAGAAAGUUCCGGUUUCUGAGUUGGUCGGCGGUUUUUGAUCCAAUAAAUAAUUUAUAAUUA
Molecule: messenger RNA, 806 nt
Organism: Zophobas morio
Lineage: Eukaryota; Metazoa; Arthropoda; Insecta; Coleoptera; Tenebrionidae
Exons: 4
Coding region: 47-784 (245 amino acids)
Source: RefSeq, a predicted model, not a curated record